UGCCCUUUUUGCGAAAAAUAAAGGUUGAUUACGCGCCGUAAAAAUAAGGUUUUGCCCUUUUUGCGAGAAAUAAAGGUUGACUACGCGUCGUAAAAAUAAGUGUGGUGAACUAAUACAUAUUUGUGGGAGAACUAUGUGUUUGUUUAGCGUUGUUUGUUUAUAUUUGUUUGUGAAUGAAUGCUGUGACUCUAUUGAAUCAGCGUGCCCGACCUGUUCAAUUAGACAACCACAGAUUGGCAAGUUUGGGUAAAGAAACGAGGAAAUGUACUAAUACUAUACGAUCACACCAUAAACAAUGGGUAAUUCUCACGGAAAGCCUGAAGGCGAAUUUUCAGGCGACGCAUUGUUUAUGUUCAAACAGGACUCAGAUAGUGUGAAAUAUCUGAGAAAAUGGAAAACAAAAUACGGCUUUUCCGGCGAACUAAAUGUUUUUGAGAUAGAAACAAUCUGUAAGACUCUAAAAACCAUCGCCAUAGAAAACAAAAUACCUAGACUCAGCAAAUCAAAACAUCACGAACUAAAACAAGCAGAACAGUGGUUCCGAGCAGCAAAAGAGAGGGCACACGCCCACGAAAAAGAAAAAUUAAGGGCCGUAGAAAUCACGCGAGGGAAAAAUAGUUCACAAGCCCUGUACACAAAAACCGAGUUGGACGAGACCAACGUAAAAGCAGUUCACCAGCACCCCGUAGCAACAGCGUCCAGCUCCGGAGAGGAGCCACAGAGCGAGCCGGAUGACGAGGAGGACGUAUCACCUCCAGCAUACGACCGCGUCACCACACCGUUAUAUCCAAAAUUAAUAGAGCUCCAGGACCCAAAGCCCCCACCGAUUUCCACACGCCUACGUAACCGUCCCACCAACAUACCGAAGAAAGCAAACGCAUUUCCAAUGUUACAAGUCUCUAAUCCACAUGAUGCGGAAACACCCGCGUAUGUGUUCCGGCCAUGGAUGGAGGCCGAAUGUACCAAUGCAUGUGAAGGAGUUACUCCACCACAGAAAAACUUUGAUCAGUUCGUAGUAGAUUUGUUCAUGCUGGCCGAAUCCUACAAAUUGAACGGCAAGGAAAUGGAGAAAGUUAUGCAGAAAAUGUUCGUGCUACGAUGGGUGAAAUGCAGGGGGGAUUAUACAGGAAUAGUGGACGAAGGAGCACCCUUUGUCCACCCAUUGAACGGUCCAAUGGUCGGGCGUUACAGAGACCAGGUAGAGGCCGUUAUGACAAGAGCUCGCCCACUGUUCCAACAAUCAGCAUCCCACAGCAGAUUAGCUGCAUGUAAACAGGGACCCGGAGAGUCAGUCUCCGAGUUCCAAUUCCGUUCUGAGGAGGAACACAGGGCAAGCAGUGGGAUCCCCUACGAGGAAGGGGGAGGAACACCCUACCAACAAUCAUUGAAACACGGCAUCCUCCGUGUACCACUAUUAGGAAGAGACGCCAUGUUGUCCCUAAAAAUAUACGUGACCCCGGUGCGAGGAGGAAUGGUCGCAAAAGCAUUGUCAGACGAAGACUCCGAGGGAGUGUACAAUGUCCAGAUGAGUGAGACCAUAUACUUCUCCUACGAGGACGCCGCAAAAGAGGGUUUCCAGAGGUCCCGAGGAAGAAGGGACGCAGCUGGUACCAACCCGCUGCUGUCACAAGAGAAAGAAUGGACACACAUGCAACACAGUCCAUGGGAUGGAAAGAACGAAGAAGAGAAAUACCCAAGGAUGAAGAAUAAGUGGUCACCUUGUACGCCCGCAGAAUGA
This is a messenger RNA of Pseudoliparis swirei, 1738 nucleotides long. RefSeq lists its product as uncharacterized. Lineage: Eukaryota; Metazoa; Chordata; Actinopteri; Perciformes; Liparidae. The coding region runs from base 296 to 1738 and encodes 480 amino acids. The record is from RefSeq and is a predicted model, not a curated record. The transcript has 4 exons.